This is a messenger RNA of Caenorhabditis sp. 36 PRJEB53466, 794 nucleotides long. The record is from the annotation of a GenBank genome assembly. NCBI's taxonomy places the organism in Eukaryota, Metazoa, Nematoda, Chromadorea, Rhabditida, Rhabditidae.
AUGAGCGCUAUUCCCUCGCCAUUCGUCUACUAUGAACACGCUGUGCAAGUACCGUCGGCAUCCGUGUACGGAUACGAACGGCCGGUACUUGUGAUGCGAGUUUCGGCUCUAAAAGCGUUUGUGGAGUCGACGACGACGAAAAAACGCAAAAUCGUGGCUGACGCCGAACCAGUGCGGCCAGCAAAGAGGACGCGUUUGGAAAUGGAGCCCAGCGACGUCAAUCUCGAUCUGGACAAGGACUUCAUUUCGGCUCAAGGUAAAUUUUAAAGUAAAUUACGCUUUUUUUUCAACUUUUGCAUCUCUUACACCAAAUUUUCGACGACCAAACUCGAAAAAAGUUACCCUUGCCCCAGUACGGUGUCUUCAAAGCGAUGUAGCUCCGCUGCCGGUUGAGAUAUCAAAAAAGUGUCAACUGAUAACUUGCUGAGCAAGAAAUUUUGUACAUUUUCUCAGUUGAUCACUUUUCGAUAACUUUAGCGGCUAAUGAGAUACAUCGUUUUGAAUCAAUAAAACAUGCGAUUUACCUGAUUAAUUUUCCAGAAAAGCACGACGCCGAGUUUCUGAAAUACCUGGACGAGCUGGAAAAGAGGCACCAGCCCGCCCGUCGGGCUCCGAUCAGGUGCGACUACUACCCGCCGACGGAGCACACCGUCUGGAUUGACAGCGACUCGGACGACGAUGACGUCGUCUGUCUGACGUCUCCGACGAAGAUUGUGACGACGAGCGGAAAGACGAAGAAGGAGCAGAAGAGCGCGAUGAUUGGAACUAACGAGAACCCGAUUUGCCUGGACUAA